AUGGAGACCCAGGACGAAGCAGAGCUCUGCUUUCCACAACUCUUCAACACCUCCUGCAAGAAGCCUAAAACAUCUCUGUCUCAAGUUUUGCUCCCUUACGUUGUGGUGUUUUCAGUCUCUCUGCUAACAGUGGCUCUCAACCUUCUCGUCAUUGUCUCAGUCUCCCACUUCAGACAGCUCCACACACCCACUAACAGCCUCCUCCUCUCUCUGGCUGUCUCAGACUUUCUCAUUGGUCUGUUGAUGAUGCCGGCAAAAAUCCUAGGAGACACAGCUUGUUGGUUUCUUGGUCAGCUCACAUGUUCUCUGUAUAGUUAUAUAUGCUUCAUCAUUACCUCUGCCUCAGUGGGCAUUAUGGUGCUGAUAUCAGUCGACCGCUAUGUGGCUAUUUGUGACCCUCUGCAUUACCCCACCAGAAUCACAGAGAGAAGAGUGAAACUCUGCGUCUGUCUGUGUUGGCUCUGCUCUGUUAUUUACAACAUACUAUUUAUAAAGAACGACCUGCUUCAAGGAGAACGACAUACUUCCUGUUAUGGAGAAUGUGUAUUUGUCAUAGACUACAUUGUAGGAACCACUGAUAUUGUUUUAACUUUUAUUGCUCCAGUUACUGUCAUCGUUGUUCUGUAUAUGAGAGUAUUUGUGGUGGCUGUGUCUCAGGCCCGUGCCAUGCGCUCUCAUGUUACAGCUGUCACACUGCAGCUCUCAGUGACUCUAACAGCAAAGAAAUCAGAGAUAAAAGCAGCCAGGACUCUGGGUGUUCUUGUUCUUGUGUUUCUAUUAGGUUUCUGCCCAUAUUACAUUGUUUCACUUUUAGGAAACGAGUUGUUCAACAGCUCAUCUGCAUCCAUUGCGAUUUAUCUGUAUUAUUUUAACUCCUGUCUAAAUCCUUUGAUUUACGCUAUGUUCUACCCCUGGUUUAGAAAAGCUGUGAAAUUCGUUGUCACUCUACAGAUACUGCAGCCUGGCUCCUGUGAGGUCAGCAUACUGUAG
Neolamprologus brichardi is the source of this 990-nucleotide messenger RNA. RefSeq names its product trace amine-associated receptor 13c-like. Gene Ontology annotation, molecular function: trace-amine receptor activity. Gene Ontology annotation, biological process: G protein-coupled receptor signaling pathway. NCBI's taxonomy places the organism in Eukaryota, Metazoa, Chordata, Actinopteri, Cichliformes, Cichlidae. Gene Ontology annotation, cellular component: membrane. The record is from RefSeq and is a predicted model, not a curated record.